Messenger RNA from Psilocybe cubensis, 1485 nucleotides. RefSeq lists its product as uncharacterized. The record is from RefSeq and is a predicted model, not a curated record. Lineage: Eukaryota; Fungi; Basidiomycota; Agaricomycetes; Agaricales; Agrocybaceae. Gene Ontology annotation, biological process: regulation of mRNA splicing, via spliceosome. Gene Ontology annotation, cellular component: nucleus. The transcript is spliced from 5 exons. Gene Ontology annotation, molecular function: zinc ion binding; mRNA binding. The coding region runs from base 1 to 1485 and encodes 494 amino acids.
AUGUGGAAACCAGCCACCCGCCAAAUAACUGGAACAAAUGAUGUUCCCCUCGGUUCUCGACGUCGGUUUGGCCCUGCACCCGUCGACGAUGCGCCGGCUCCUCAGCUGGCUCAACCUUCCCCUUCAGUGUAUCCUAGAUCCCACAAUCAGGAUGAAAGUCCCGGAAAGCGGGGAAGAGACGAGUCGCCAGUAAACGGUGAUCCUAAAGUUGACCCCAAUGCUCCUCGAAAGCGGCGCAGUCGCUGGGGUGAUGCCAAAACCGAAAUUCCCGGCCUUCCCACUGCCAUUUCUGCCGCUGGUGUAUCUCAGGCACAGCUUGACAACUACGCCAUCCAUCUUCGAUUGGAGGAAAUCAAUCGCAAACUUAGGUUGAAUGACUUUAUUCCGCCUGAGCGGGAAAGGUCAGCCUCCCCUCCCCCAACCUAUGAUGCCCAUGGUCGAAGGACUAACACUCGCGAAGUCCGUUACCGCAAAAAGUUGGAAGAUGAACGUAUCAAGCUUGUUGACCGUGCUAUGAAAAACGACCCCAACUUCCGCCCGCCUGUCGAGUAUCACCAGCAAAAACGUUCGCAGCGCCCUUCUGACAAAGUUUAUAUCCCUGUCAAAGAGUUCCCAGAGAUCAAUUUCUUUGGUUUGCUUGUUGGACCUCGUGGUAAUAGUUUGAAGAAGAUGGAACGUGAGAGUGGUGCCAAGAUCAGCAUUCGCGGGAAAGGCAGUGUGAAAGAAGGAAAGGCCCGUCCUGACCAAUAUGCUGACGAUGCAGAGGAAGAUCUUCACUGUCUUGUCCUCGGUGACACCGAAGAGAAAGUCGCGGCUUGUGUCAAGAUGAUCAACAAGGUUAUAGAAACUGCUGCCUCUACACCUGAAGGCCAGAAUGAUCACAAACGCAACCAGUUGCGAGAGCUAGCUGCCCUUAACGGCACUCUUCGCGAUGAUGAGAAUCAAAUUUGUCAAAAUUGCGGUGGAGUUGGCCAUCGCAAAUACGAUUGUCCUGAACAGCGAAACUUUACAGCUAACAUCAUUUGUCGUGUCUGCGGAAGUGCUGGCCAUAUGGCUCGUGAUUGUACUGUCAACAAAGAUCCUAACGCCCAGGCUGUUUCUAUCAAUGGACCCUCACAAGCUCUUAGCAGGACUGGAUUUGAUUCUGAAUAUGCCAGUUUGAUGGCUGAAUUAGGCGAAAACGCAGGACCUGGAGAUCCCGGCAAGACACCUUGGGACGCCCCCAGCAUGGGUCACGAUAUCACUGCUGGUGGUUCCAACAUUCCCCCUUGGCGUAGACCAGAAUCUUGGAUUCAACCUGCUAACAAUCAGCAAAAUCAAGGUUUCCGCCCGCCUCAGGCAUAUGCAGGAGGGUAUACCGGUGCUCCUGGAGGUUAUGGGGGAGCGGCUGGUGGGCAGUGGGCUGGUUAUGCGGCAGGUGGCUAUCAGCAACCUCAAGAUUACGCCAACUAUGCCCCGUACUAUCAAGGCCAAUAUGCUCAGUAA